GGAGCCCUAAGCAGGUUUUGCCUGAUUCAGGGUUGUAGAACAUCAAUUAUAAAAGUCAAUUUUUUUUGGUACUUCUCUACAGUAUAAGAUGAAACAACUCUGUUACAUUCCAUACCAACACUCCAAGAGCAAAAGUUCGAUCCCGCAGUAGCGCGAGGACGCCGUGAAGUCAGGUCGCUUCGCCGGCGGAUUUUGGUGUCAGCCAUGUUUGAAUUUCCGGAACAGUCCCCGACUUUUCCCGAGCUCCCCCGACCCAAUCCGACGAGUAGUCACGUGAUUACUGUGACCUUUCUGCGUGAGGUCAACAGCUGGUCAACAGAAAGCGCGCGGUUCGUGUGUGCCAGUGUUGUCUUUUUUUCUCACGUGGACGAUACCGCUUUCUUUCGUGCGCUCUUCGAGUUGAUUUCUUCCCAGUUCGAUAUGUCUGGACGCCCCAAGAGGACAGCCGCAGCAAAAGCCGGUCAGCUUUUUCGUAUGCUGGCGGACGCGGACGCUGAAGAUGUCCAUGAAGUGCGAGGAAGGGCGUUCGCACGGCAUAAUGUAGACAGAGCCGGGCUACUGCCAUCUGAAGGAGCUGAAAGCGGAGCUUCUCCUAUGGAGUGCCCCCAAGGAGCUGCUAGCGCAGCUUCCCCUAUGGAGUCCCCCCAAGGAGCUGCUAGCGCAGCUUCCCCUAUGGAGUCCCCCCAAGGAGCUGAAAGGGCAGCUUCGCCGAUGGAGUCGGAGACAGAGAUGGACAUCUCUGGAGUGUUCAGCAACCUGUACGUUGAAAGUGACGAGGGGAGUGAGAUGGAGGGCAGCACGACUCCCCCUGGCGAGGAAAGCGAUGGGGAAACCUAUAGCCCCCCCUCUAACCUGACAACCAGGGGAGCCCGCGGUACGCGAGCCCGCAGUAGGGGAGCCCGGGGUACCAGAGCCCGGGGUACCAGAGCCCGGGGAACCAGAGCCCGGGGUACCAGAGCACGGGGUACCAGAGCCCGGGGGACCAGAGCACGGGGGACCAGAGCACGGGGGACCAGAGCACGGGGUACCAGAGGUGGGGGCACCGGAGCUGGGGGCACCGGAGCUGGGGGCACCGGAGCUGGGGGCACCGGAGCUGGGGGCACCGGAGCUGGGGGCACCAGAGCUGGGGGUACCAGAGCCCGGCGAAGACACGUGCCCACACUAUCAACUGACGAACAGAGAGAAAGGAUGCUGCAACUGCGAGCCCAGAGGGCCAAGAAGUUAGAGAAUAGGAUAAAUCGCCUGAGUACGCAACAGCUGAGGACGCUCGUCCACAAGAUGGCGACUACGCAGCCAGCCGUCAUCAUUGACAUUAUGAUGCUUGAUGGAUGGAACAUUGAUGAGGACAAUGCUGAGGGUGGGGGUGUUGCUGGCGGCGUUGCUGAGGGUCGUGACGUUGCUGGAGAUGCUGUCGUUGCUGAGGGUCGUGACGUUGCUGGAGACGCUGUCGUUGCUGAGGGUCCUGACGUUGCUGGAGACGCUGUCGUUGCUGAGGGUCGUGACGUUGCUGGAGACGCUGUCGUUGCUGAGGGUCCUGACGUUGCUGGAGAUGCUGUCGUUGCUGAGGGUCCUGACGUUGCUGGAGACGCUGUCGUUGCUGAGGGUCGUGACGUUGCUGGAGACGCUGUCGUUGCUGAGGGUCCUGACGUUGCUGGAGACGCUGUCGUUGCUGAGGGUCGUGACGUUGCCGAGGGCGGUGUCGUUGGUGGUGGGGCUGGAGGUGGCGGAGAUGGUGGGGCUGGAGGUGGCGGGGCUGGAGGUAACAACAUCGUACCAGAGUGGUGCACUUGUGGAAAAUGCCGAAACAUGCCGACGGACCAGGAGAAAAUCUGUUGUGGUGGUGGACCAGAGUCCUGUCUCUCUGAAUGUAAUGACAUGGUCAUGUACAUCCUAGACCCUGGUGUGUUGCGGAUAAACAGGUUCUUCAGAAACGACCUGCUUGCCUUGCGAGAUCCACAGGAACCAGGGUCGGACCACAGGGAGUCUCGGCACGCAGCAUAUAGGACUUUUGUGUUGUGGCAGUAUGGCCGGUUGGGGGAGGGGAACAGGGUUGUUGUCCCUAGUUGUUGUGUCCUGAAAAUCCGAAAAAGGUUUCCUGAUCCAUUCGGCAUAUACACAGGCUUCAUUCCACACCGACUGAAUUAAACCGCAACAAAAUACAGCUCAUAAACACUUAACAUAACACUUCUUGGUUCAAAACAACAUCAUACUUUGAAUCUUUAAAAAUUAAAUACAAUGUUGAUAAAAAGGAUUGCAGAUAACAUCUUUUAACUCUUAACAUGUGAUAGUGGAGAGCAAGGGGUGGUGACGAAGGCAAUUAAAUGCAGAGCAGCCAUGGCAUUGGAACCCUGUAUAAUCUAAUAAAUCAUUCAUUAGUAGGUUAUAUGAGACAAGGAGAAUUUAAGGUUGAUACAAUUUCACAUCCUCCUACGCAGGGGCAUCAAACAGCCAAACUGCCUUUCAGGAUGUGCCCUGCUUUUUCAACCGUCACCCUUAGGUCCUGACCGCCCUGCUUAUAACUAUUAAUGACGAUACCCUUAUACAUGCAAGACAGCUUUUGAAGCCUAUUCUCUGGCUGGCAGCUGAUUUUUCUUUUUUUGGGGGGGGUGGGGGUGGUGGGAUGUCCACAGGA
Molecule: messenger RNA, 2632 nt
Organism: Branchiostoma floridae (Florida lancelet)
Lineage: Eukaryota; Metazoa; Chordata; Leptocardii; Amphioxiformes; Branchiostomatidae
Product: translation initiation factor IF-2-like
Exons: 4
Coding region: 205-2145 (646 amino acids)
Source: RefSeq, a predicted model, not a curated record